Aspergillus affinis is the source of this 1662-nucleotide messenger RNA. Its product is annotated as ankyrin repeat domain-containing protein. Gene Ontology annotation, molecular function: protein binding. The transcript has 4 exons. NCBI's taxonomy places the organism in Eukaryota, Fungi, Ascomycota, Eurotiomycetes, Eurotiales, Aspergillaceae. The record is from RefSeq and is a predicted model, not a curated record. Bases 1 to 1662 code for a protein of 553 amino acids.
AUGAUCUAUCGAAGACUGACGGAAGGCGACCAAAUUCUCAAGGAAAUGGAAAGUGUCUUACUUGACGAAUCCUCAGAGAUGUUCUUAUGGGUAUACCUCCAAAUCGAGAUCCUGUGGGAUACCUGCAUCACAGAUGCCGAAAUUCGUCGUGCUUUGGCUUCUUUGUCGAAAGAUCUUGAAGAAACCUAUCGCCGUUUCAUGAACAGAAUUAACUUACAGGAUAGACGGAUCAUAAUGUCUCUCACUUGGGCAAACUUUGCAGUAAGGCCGUUACAUAUUGACGGAUUUCGGGAAGCGGUUGCCUUUACUGCUGAGGACACUGCAUGGGACAAGGGAAAGUCCCUAGAAUCCUCCAUUCCGGAACUUCGGGAAGCCUUUCAAGAUGUCGACCAUAAUUGUGGCCAGCUAUGUAUCUCAUAUCUGUCAUUCUCUGACUUCAGUCUCCAACUCGAUAAACCAAUAGACUACACUGUGCAACUAAAAGCUCCGGACGCAUCGUUGUUAGCCGCCACUUUGACCGGAUCUCAAUUGGUGAAGCGACUCUUCCCAAAGACUAGAUUCCAACAAGCUUCUAUCCCUCUACCUAUUCGAUCCAUACGUCCGUACUCUAUCUGCUCGAGGGAACAAUACAAGUUUCUGAAUUACACAACAGAGAACUGGGCCAGGCACACCAAGAAUCUAAAAGCCUCUGACUUUCUAUGGGAGAAGUUUCCUCGACUGGCCUUGACAAUCAACGAAAGCUGGAACAUCCAUCUCUGGAACUCAGGUCGGUCGCAGCUGUCACAUACACAUGCUCUCUUCGGAUGGGCGGUCAAAGAGCACCACGUGCCUCUGUUGCAACUAGUCACGGGGCUCGAGAGCGCAAUUGACCAGAUAUCUAAUCUUCCCUUACUCGAGGAAAAUAUCCCAGCGCUCCAUCUCGCCUCUAAGAUCGGCUAUGACGAGGUAGUAGAGAUAAUUCUGCCUGCUUGCGACAAAAAAAAGCUUGACAUGAAGGGAAUUGCACCUCUGCAUUAUGCCGCCAUGAAAGGGAAUUUGCUUGUUGCUCUACGGCUAUCCAAAAUCAUCGGAAUUGAGCUCGAUGUGCGGUCCAAGUACCUCGAGACGCCGCUCUGGCUAGCUGUCUAUCAAGGAUGGGAGGAUAUUGUCGUUAUGCUUCUAUUUCGAGGAGCAGACAUCGAACUCAGUAACCUCGAAGGACGGACGCCCCCUAUGGUGGCUUCUGCUGCUGGCCAUGUGGCCAUUGUGAAUCCGCUCAUCCGUAAUGGCGCCAAUACCUCACGUCCGGACUUGGAUGAAAUAGCUUUCGCCAUCGAAAAGUCCUAUCCCGAGGCAAUUGCGUCCAUGCUACGAAAGGGACUCGAUCCGGAUACGUUCUUACAUCAAGAGAAGCCCGACCAACCCGGAACACUUUUGGCUUGGGCUGCCGGAUACAGACAAAAGUCCCUUGCCCAACUUCUUAUCGACAAAGGGGCGAGUGUCAACUUGGAAGAUGAGAACGGGUGGACAGCUCUCACAUUCGCUUCUUCAACAAAAGGCCAGUCGGAAAUCGCAGAGCUUCUUAUUCAUCAUGGAGCUCUGGUCAAAUACUCCCGCCAGAAUAUGUUGAUGUCACUGUUGGAGAGACCCCUGAAUCCCACUCAAGACAAAAGGUCUCAAUGA